GUUCCUGGCUCUCUUUUUCUUCCUUCCAAAGGUUUGGGAAACUUCUAGGGGAGAUGAGAGAGACAGAGAAAUUGUGAAUUGAUGAUUAUUCUUAGCAUAUUUAUGCAUUUUAGAAUAAGAAUUCGUUAAAAUUGGUUCAUUUUUUGAAUCUCUUUAAUUCGUCUCUGAUCUUUCCUCGACUCCUCUUUCUAGGGUUUAUUCAUUACCUUCUUCUUCUUCAGGUUGCUUGAUGUUGGAAAGUCAUGCCAACAUCCACAGCUAUAGCUUUGGACAGGCUAAUCGAACCAGGAACUGAAAAGUCUGUGAUGCCAGUGAGAAAUGCUUCUGAUCCAAAAUUCCAGAGGAGAAAUAGUACUCCAGACUCAAGGCUCGAUAAGAGAAUCAUUGCUCCUAGUUCAAAGCUAGAGAGAGGAGUUAGUGUUCCAGCUAAUCAAAAGCUCAAUACAUCAAAUGGUUCAUCGACUACAGCUUUUUUAGAUCGAAGACACAAUUGGACUCAAAUCUCGCCCGCACUCUAUGCCACUCCAGAGUCGACUCCACUUCCCGAUGCCCCCUCUUCAUUCCCUCCAUCUCCUUAUAUCAUUAAUCACAAGAGGCGGGGCCCUAGACUAAUGAAGUGUUUCUCCGAGGACGAUGUUGUGUCUCACCAACGAGCUAUGGAUGGAAAAAAUGCUGAAAAGGAGCUUGCAGGCAUAGCUAAGGAUGAUUGCUGUAUUCAUAAGCAACCUGUGGACUCUUUCGUGGAUGAUAGUUAUGCACCAACUGUUCUCAAUGCUGCCAGGGAGGAGGAUCUGAAUGGUGUGUCUGAUGGAAAACAUGGAAGCAGUGAUUUGGCGAAUGGUUCAACUGUUAAAAAUAGCGCGACAAAGUCUGUCGGAUUUAAUUUGCAGCGAGAUGGUGAGGUAGAUGACUUCUUUGAUAGCCAGGACUUGAUGAGUGUUAAGAGCAGUAGUGAAAGUGAGGGUGUUGGUGGAGCAGAGCGCUCUUUGAAUUCAAUAACACCAACAGCUGAGUUUUAUGAUGCUUGGGAAGAAUUGUCAUCAGAGAGUGGCCCACAGUCUUCAAUUCCUGAUAUUGAAAAUGAAUUGCGUGAAAUAAGAUUGAGUUUGCUGAUGGAGAUAGAGAGGAGGAAGCAAUCAGAAGAAAUCCUUAAUGAUAUGCGAGGCCAAUGGAAUAGUAUCCAGGACCAGUUAUCUCUUGCAGGGUUGACGCUCCCCACAACUACUUUGCAAGAGGAUGGACUGCCAGGUGAUUCUGCAACAGAUCUGUGCCAACAAGUCUAUCUCGCCCGCUUUGUUUCAAACUUAAUUGGGAGGGGGACUGCAAAGGCUGAGGUUGAGAUGGAGAUGGAAGCUCAAAUUGAGUUGAAGAACUCUGAGAUUGCUCGUUUAUGGGAUAAGCUACAUUAUUACGAGGCUGCGAACCGGGAGAUGUCUCAGAGAAACCAAGAAGCUGUAGACGUAGCAAGACGACUUAGGCAAAGGAGGAAGAGAAGACAGAAAUGGGUGUGGGCAUCGAUUGCUUCUGUGGUUACAGUUGGUUCUGCGGCCUUAUUGUGGUCUUACUCCCAGACUGGAAAAGGAUCAUCUUCCUCAACCCAAUCACAUGAACCUGGGGUUGAACAUGGUUCGAAGCAAUGAACUCCAAGUGGAUAGCUUAGUUCAGGCUAUGCCUUAUAAAUGAAAAACAAACAGGAGGUCGAUUUUACGAUCUUGUGAAUACCAACAUUUUUGUCGUUUUCGCUCGGUUACAUAUUUUCUGCUUCUGCCAUUGUGUAUAGAUCUAAUAAUAAAUCAAAGUACGAAACCAGAAGUCAAUAUAGUAUGCCUGGGUUAGAUUCAUUUUAAAAUUGUUUGGAUGCUUGCAUCCUACCUUGGUUUAUACAGCUGGUUAACUUGGAAUUUUA
This is a messenger RNA of Olea europaea var. sylvestris, 1906 nucleotides long. RefSeq lists its product as uncharacterized. The record is from RefSeq and is a predicted model, not a curated record. Bases 243 to 1640 code for a protein of 465 amino acids. The transcript has 4 exons. Lineage: Eukaryota; Viridiplantae; Streptophyta; Magnoliopsida; Lamiales; Oleaceae.